Messenger RNA from Symbiodinium sp. CCMP2456, 1278 nucleotides. The record is from the annotation of a GenBank genome assembly. NCBI's taxonomy places the organism in Eukaryota, Dinophyceae, Suessiales, Symbiodiniaceae.
AUGAGCAAUGCCCCACGCGGCCGGGUCCUUCUUGGAGAGAGCGUCUUGCAGGCAUGUCUGGAGCAGUCGUGCCUCACAGCAAACGCUCGGGGAGCAUUGUUCGGAGACGUGAGCGUCCAGGUCAAUGGUUCAAGCUCACUGGACGAUGAUGUUGCUGUUUGGAAUCUGCAGAUGGCUACCAGGAGUGGCCCAUCGGGACGUGAGCAGACCGAGGAAGAGUUCGUGGCCGCCCAACAGCAAGCUGAGGCAAUGUCCGAGCAGGUGUCGCGGUCUACCAAAGUUGUGGGCUGGUACACUUCAAGUCCCUCGGAAGUUACCGAAGCCGACAUGAGGCUGCAACUCCAAUAUCAAGAGAACUUUGCCGACUACUGCGUCGCCCUGGUCUUUGGCCGGGCUUCGACUGCAACAGGGACCAGGCAGACAGUAACGGCCUUCCGAACAUCCGUGUCUCGAGGAACAUUGGUCCUCGUGACCGUAAAGGUCGAAGUCGUUCCGCUGUGUAGCCUUGUCGCGCAGGAUUGCUUCUUGCAGCUUUGUUGCCGGCCUACCGUGCGGGCAUUGCGCCAGGUGCUUUUGGACAUGCAGCAAGCAAGGCAUCAGAAGACUGCCGAGCAUACUUUAAAGGACAAAAUCCACCUCACCACCGAGUUGCAGCUGCUCUGUGGGCAGUACGAAGGACUCUGUCUGAUGCUGGAGUCGAAGGUCCCUGUGCUGGCGGACUUGCUCUGUGAUGUGCAGCACAACAGCCAGGUGCUGGAAGAGCUUUUUGCAAAGAAAGCGCAAAGAAAUUCUCAGGAGGGCUCAGCUCGAACACCCGCAAGGCCUUCAAGGCCAGCGGCUGGUCCGGCCGGCAACCAUACGGUAUCUGCCCGUCCGUCGUCCAUGCAGCAGCCUGACAGUGGAGGCCUGGUGCCAAGUGUGGGCGGACCAGCAGUCAGCGCCGAGGCGGAAACGACUUGUGGAGCAUCUGGGGACGAGGCAUCAACUCAGCCACAGAAGAGAAGAAAGAAAGGCUUGGUGGAAAUGCUGAGCAAGAGUCGGGCAAUCACGGAGAGCGUGCCCUCAGGAGCCUCCUCGGUGCCAAAGCGAGCACCCCGCACUCGAGGACUCGCAAGUGCCCUCAGUGCUCCGAAGGAGAGACGACAGAGGUCGAGUGGAGCCUCGGACAUGGCAUCGGAUCGGGUUGGAGCCAUCGUUGCCACAGAGACUUCUGCGGACAAGCCAUCUCUUCUUAAGCGGCGCAGACAUAUCGCGUCUGAGACGCAGGAGAGCGUUUGA